Messenger RNA from Hippopotamus amphibius kiboko, 2313 nucleotides. RefSeq names its product fucosyltransferase 11 (gene POFUT4). Gene Ontology annotation, cellular component: Golgi membrane. NCBI's taxonomy places the organism in Eukaryota, Metazoa, Chordata, Mammalia, Artiodactyla, Hippopotamidae. Gene Ontology annotation, molecular function: alpha-(1->3)-fucosyltransferase activity. Bases 56 to 1537 code for a protein of 493 amino acids. The transcript has 3 exons. The record is from RefSeq and is a predicted model, not a curated record.
GCGACUCACCGCCAGGAGGGGCCGGUGCUGAGGGGCGUUGGCCGCCAGAGUAGCCAUGGGGGCCGGCCGCACCGGGGCUGUGCUCACUGCCCUGGGAGUGCUUAGCGUCUGUGCCGCAAGCGGCUCAGGGCGCGUGACGGAGGGCGAGACUGGCGGGGAGGCGGCGUGGGCGGAGCCGUGGGAUGGCGCGGUUUUCCGGCCUCCCUCGGCGCUGGGCGCGGUGGGGGUGGCGCGCGGUCCCGGGUCUCCGGGGCCAGGCAGGGAGGAGGCGGUGGACUUGCCGGUGCUGUUGUGGUGGAGCCCAGGGCUGUUUCCUCACUUCCCGGGCGACUCGGAGCGCAUCGAGUGCGCACGCGGCGCGUGCGUGGCGUCCCGGGACCGACGGGUGAGGGGAGACUCGCGGACGCGCGCGCUGCUCUUCUAUGGCACCGACUUCCGCGCGUCCGAGGCGCCGCUGCCGCGCUUGGCGCACCAGAGCUGGGCGCUCCUGCACGAGGAGUCGCCCCUCAACAACUUCUUGCUGAGCCACGGGCCGGGCAUCCGCCUCUUCAAUCUUACCGCCACCUUCAGCCGUCACUCGGACUACCCGCUGCCGCUGCAGUGGCUGCCCGGCACCGCCUACCUACGCCGCGCGGCGCCUCCGCUCCAGGAGCGCGCGGAGUGGCGCCGCCGGGGCUACGCGCCGCUGCUUUACCUGCAGUCCCACUGCGACGUGCCUGCGGACCGGGACCGCUACGUGCGCGAGCUCAUGCGCUACAUCCCGGUGGACUCAUAUGGGAAAUGCCUGCAAAAUCGGGAGCUGCCCACUACGCGGUUACAGGACACAGCCACAGCCACCACUGAGGAUCCAGAGCUCUUGGCCUUCUUGUCCCGCUAUAAGUUCCAUUUGGCACUCGAGAAUGCCAUCUGUGACGACUACAUGACGGAAAAACUGUGGCGUCCCAUGCACCUCGGUGCUGUGCCUGUGUACCGCGGCUCUCCCUCUGUGAGGGACUGGAUGCCCAGCAAUCACUCCAUCAUCCUCAUUGACGACUUUGAGUCGCCGCAGAAGCUGGCAGAGUUUAUUGACUUUCUGGACAAGAACGAUGAAGAAUAUAUGAAAUACCUGGCGUACAAGCAACCUGGGGGCAUCACCAACCAGUUCCUCCUGGAUAGUCUGAAGCAGCGGGAGUGGGGAGUGAAUGAUCCUUUACUGCCUAACUACCUUAACGGCUUCGAGUGCUUCGUCUGUGACCACGAACUGGCUCGGCUAGAUGCCGAGAAUGCCCACGCAACCUCUCCUGGGGACAUCCCUGUCCCUGAGCCUCGUAUGGCCCAGCCCUCACACAUGGACUGCCCAGUGCCCACACCUGGCUUUGGCAGUGUGGAAGAGAUUCCUGAGAAUGACAGCUGGAAGGAGAUGUGGCUGCAAGAUUAUUGGCAAGGUCUGGACCAGGGGGAAGCUCUCACUGCCAUGAUCCACAACAAUGAGACUCUGCAGGGGAAAUUUUGGGACUACCUAACUGAGAUCUUCAUGAAAAGGAACCAAAAUCUCUAAUUACUCCUGCAAGAGUCCUUAACUUGGUAGAGCUAAGGAGAUGGAAGUCUUUAUUCUACCAUGGGACAUGAAGGAUAUCUGCUGCACAGAUUCUUAAUGAACAGUGUCUUACCAUGAAUUCAAGGAAUAAGUUAUUUCCACCGAUAUUUUAUCCUAAUGAUGUGUAGCCAUGGUCUCAGCCUAUGGUAAUAGGGCCUCUCCUCAAGGAGAGAUGGAGGCAUCUAUUCUUGGUUAGUGAGAACUGGAAGCCUGAAACAUCAUUUGAUUUAAGGUGCUGAUUAACAAAAUUUUUAAAGAACUGCUUAUUUCUCAGUCCUGAUUGGGACAACACGGUAGUACUUGGCUGUGAAUGAGGUAAGAUGGGCCAGGUUUAGGGUCUUAACACUUCUGUGCUGUUCCUCAAACCACUCAUUAUUCAGUACUUUUUCUAAUCUCUUUUCCUCCUCUCUUGCUUUAUAACCUGUUAUGCUGGUGAAGCAAAACUCCUUGUGGCUUGUUUUCUGGCUCUCUGGAGUUGUAUUUUUUUAUAUCACUUACUUUGCUUUUCAUGUCAACCUUUUUAUUUUGAAUGGCUUUUUCUUUCCUGGUUUUCCACAAUUUCUGAUGGAGAUGGAGUAGCCUUGCCACCAUGCCCACAUUCAUUUUCCCCUAAACUGGCUUUAGAUUUGACAGCUUUUCUUACUGUUGGUUUGCUUCUUAUCUAGGGCAUAUCUGAAAUUCCUUCUCACCUCAUGAACAUAAAGAUUCAGUGGCCAAUAAAUGUCAUGUUAAUUUAA